Messenger RNA from Papaver somniferum (opium poppy), 1774 nucleotides. Its product is annotated as PP2A regulatory subunit TAP46-like. The transcript has 9 exons. Gene Ontology annotation, biological process: regulation of signal transduction; regulation of dephosphorylation. Lineage: Eukaryota; Viridiplantae; Streptophyta; Magnoliopsida; Ranunculales; Papaveraceae. Gene Ontology annotation, cellular component: cytosol. Bases 238 to 1455 code for a protein of 405 amino acids. Gene Ontology annotation, molecular function: protein phosphatase 2A binding. The record is from RefSeq and is a predicted model, not a curated record.
UAGUACUGGUUUCCUUUAAUUUUUUAUUUUAUUCUUUUAUUUUUUAACCUAGAUACGUUCUAGACUAGACUCCAGAGUACCUUGAAUCAAAAUCCGCAUUAAGUGUUUCUGUCCCGAAAUAGAUCAAAUUCAUACUGAAAACCCCAGGUUUUGAACAUUAGAAUCCAUUUCUCUUCGUUUUCAAUUUAAUCACAUAAAUCUACAUAUUUUCUCUUCGUUUUUAAUUGCUUGAUUCCGAUGGGGGAGUGGAAAAUUGAAGAAAUGACACUUCCCGCCUUGUUCGAAAAAGCGCGGAAAAUUUACUCCAUGGAUUGUGAUUCAGCAACAAAUCAGGAAAUUAUAAAAAGAGGGUGUGAAGCUCUGGAAACGUGUGAUGAGAUGAUUAAUAAACUUGGGUUAUUCUCCGCAAAUGAAACCAAAGAAGAUGUCAGCACUAGUAAUCUCAAAUAUUUGUUGGUGCCAUUUUAUCUUGUGGAGUUGACGGAGAGGCUUUCUAAUCGCGACAGGCUAGAAAUUGUGAAAACAUCUCAGGCUAAAUUGAAGAAAUUUAUUACAUUUUGUGAGGCAAUGGAGCUUGUCCCUGAAGAGGAAUUACAGAUAUCAGCAGAAGAAGCAUCAGAUACACCUGCAGCUAUAAGGGCCAAAAAGAUUGGGAGAUUUAGACGCCAGAGAGCUGCGGAGAUGAAGCUGCAGGAAAUAAAAGAACGUAAGGAGCGGCGGGAAAGGUCUCUCAGAGCAUCAGCUCUAUCCACUCCAGUAGAGGCUGGAGAGGAAGAUGCACUGGAUGAUGAUGGGGAGGAAGAACGUGAGGCAUGGCUUACCACCAUCUCACUGUCUAUCUGUAAGGCCUUUGAUCUGUUGGAAAUGCUGAAGAAAGAAGAAGAAAUGCUUUCCGCUGUGAGGGAAAAGCAGUUACAGAAUGGGGACGGCGAGAUAACUCGUGAGAUUCUUGAUGAACGCAUCGAAAUGGCAGAAUUGUGGCACCGCAAUGCAGCCACUCGGAUGAAGUCUACAAGACCAGUGCAGCCAAUAACUUGUGCAACAUUUGCCCAAGACGUCGUAGAAGGGAGAGCAAAGGUCUCUGAGGCACAUGACCAUAAACACCAGCCGCUAAUAUUUGGGCCACAGAGUCUUACGGGUGGAAGAUUCACAAGUGAGAGAGAAAGGCUUGCUGCCCAAGUUUUCCAACCUGGCCACAGGUUACCAACCAUGAGCAUAGAGGAAGCUGGAUUGAAAGAAAUGGAGAUGAUGAACAAGUGGCAAGAGAUGAAUCUAAAAUUGUACGAGGAAGCCACUACAUCAUGGCAUACUGAAAGGCCAAAACCUGGAGCACCCACUGAUGAGGAUGAAGAAGAAGAUGAGGAAGCGUCUCACCAGAAAGCAGUUGCUUGGGAUGACUGGAAAGAUGAAAAUCCUCGUGGAGCGGGCAACAAGAAACUAACUCCUUGUGGGUAAACCAUUGAAGGUACACAACUUCGUAGGCCCUUGAUGUAUUCUUGCAAACCCAGUUACAGGAUGUUCCUUCCUGCUGCAGAUUCUUAUUAGAUCCAUCUAAUGUUGUUGGUUUCCAUCUGAACACGUUUAUUUAUAAUUUUGAAAUUUAAUUUUAAAUGUAUGAUGAAAUAAAUAUUCUCCUCCUAGUUAGCAAAAAGAAAUUAAAUGACAUGUAGAUAUUCCAGAUUGUCUUUUUAUUUUGACACCUGAAAGGAGUUUGGCUCUGCAGAUGUAAUGAAAUAGCCACUAAUCCUUCUUUAUGUGCUAAUUUUUUUUUUUU